Molecule: messenger RNA, 2947 nt
Organism: Pleuronectes platessa (European plaice)
Lineage: Eukaryota; Metazoa; Chordata; Actinopteri; Pleuronectiformes; Pleuronectidae
Gene: klhl13
Product: kelch-like family member 13
Exons: 8
Coding region: 291-2330 (679 amino acids)
Biological process (GO): protein ubiquitination; regulation of cytokinesis
Cellular component (GO): Cul3-RING ubiquitin ligase complex
Molecular function (GO): cullin family protein binding; ubiquitin-protein transferase activity
Source: RefSeq, a predicted model, not a curated record
CCUACCACAAGACAACUGUGAAUGCAGCAGGGCAAGCAGACGCGGUGGAUGCAAUCUAUUGGCUUCUCAACGCUGCCGCUAAAGUCACAACCCUGACUGUAACCCGCACUGCCUCUACCAGUUUAUUUCUAUAGCUGCUGCCGCCGCCGCUGCUGCUGCUGCUGCUAAUCUCCCCCCCCCCCCCCUUAAAUGGUGUGGGCAGAGUGGGAUGGAAGACUGCAUUGGAAACCUUUUCAUGGAAAUGGUCUUUGCUGUUGGUAUUGCUUUAGCACCAUUCUGGUGACAACAACAUGCCGUUGAAAUGGAAAAGCGGUUCUCCUGUCAGCUGGAAAUUCCCAGUACCAGUUCUUAAGACAUCCAGGUCCUCACCCCUUUCACCUGCAUACAUCCACCAACACUCCUUUGUGGUUUGGACAACCCACUCUCUCCUCGCUGCCUGUCCGACUUACCACCUGACGGGAUCCCUCGUGGAGGACGACGACGCUCACAUGAAAGUUGCUCUGGGCUAUGGUGAUAUGGGCGUCCCUGCUCACCUUCAGGCAUCAAAGACUGGAAACACGCGGUUCUUCACAAGUAACACACACAGCUCAGUUGUUCUUCAGGGAUUUGACCAGCUGAGGAUAGAAGGUUUGCUAUGCGAUGUCACGCUGGUGGCUGGUGAUGGCGAUGAAGCUUUCCCUGUACACCGCGCCAUGAUGGCCUCCUCCUCCGACUAUUUCAAAGCCAUGUUCACAGGUGGAAUGAAAGAACAAGAUUUAAUGUGCAUCAAGCUUCACGGGGUCAACCGAAUAGGCCUGAAGAAGAUCAUCGACUUUAUCUACACAGCCAAGUUGUCACUCAACAUGGAGAACCUGCAAGACACACUCGAGGCAGCCAGUUUCUUACAAAUUCUUCCUGUGCUGGACUUCUGCAAGGUCUUUCUUAUAUCUGGGGUUUCUCUAGACAACUGUGUAGAAGUGGGCCGCAUUGCCAACGCAUACAACCUCACAGAGGUGGACAAAUACGUCAAUAACUUCAUCUUGAAGAACUUCCCCUCACUGCUGGGCACAGGAGAGUUUGUGAAGCUGCCGUUUGACCGACUAGCUUUUGUACUGUCCAGUAACAGCUUGAAACACUGCACUGAAUUGGACCUGUUUAAGGCUGCCUGCCGCUGGCUGCGCUAUGAAGACAGUCGUAUGGACUUUGCCUCAAAGCUUAUGAAGAACAUCCGCUUUCCCCUAAUGAACCCACAGGAGCUCAUCAAUCACGUGCAGACAGUGGACUUUAUGCGCACGGACAACACCUGUGUCAACCUUCUCCUGGAAGCUAGCAACUACCAAAUGAUGCCCUACAUGCAGCCAGUUAUGCAGUCAGAACGGACAGCCAUCCGCUCGGACAGUGCCCACCUGGUUACCCUGGGUGGUGUUCUGCGCCAGCAGCUAGUUGUGAGUAAAGAGCUGCGUCUGUUUGAUGAGAAGGCUCAUGAGUGGAAGGCACUGGCUCCCAUGGACGCACCCCGCUACCAACAUGGCAUUGCUGUCAUUGGCAACUUUCUCUAUGUGGUGGGGGGCCAAAGCAACUACGACACCAAAGGCAAAACAGCAGUGGACACCGUGUUCCGGUACGACCCCCGCUACAACAAGUGGAUGCAGGUGGCUUGCCUUAAUGAGAAACGUACCUUCUUCCACCUCAGUGCACUCAAGGGACACCUCUAUGCUGUCGGUGGAAGGAAUGCUGCUGGGGAGCUUGCUACUGUGGAGUGCUACAACCCAAGGACAAAUGAAUGGACAUACGUUGCCAAAAUGAAUGAGCCACAUUAUGGCCAUGCUGGGACAGUGUAUGGUGGAUAUAUGUAUAUUUCAGGCGGAAUCACUCAUGACACUUUUCAAAAGGAGCUAAUGUGUUUUGACCCAGAUGCAGAUAAAUGGACUCAGAAAGCCCCCAUGACGACGGUGCGUGGCCUGCACUGCAUGUGCACAGUCGGGGACCGUCUCUACGUGAUCGGGGGCAAUCACUUCCGGGGCACCAGCGACUACGACGACGUGCUCAGCUGUGAAUACUACUCCCCCGCCCUCGACUUGUGGACACCUAUCGCUGCCAUGUUGCGAGGCCAGAGUGACGUUGGCGUUGCCGUAUUUGAGAACAAGAUCUAUGUGGUUGGGGGCUACUCGUGGAACAAUCGCUGCAUGGUGGAAAUAGUGCAGAAGUAUGACCCCGAGAAAGAUGAAUGGCACAAAGUGUUUGACUUACCAGAGUCGCUGGGCGGGAUCCGAGCCUGCACACUCACAGUUUUUCCCCCUGAGGAUCAUUCGGGCUCACCCUCCAGAGAGUCGCCCCUCUCGGCUCCUUGAUGAGUAAAGGGAGGGGGGACCCACUUUGCUCACGCACCCCUAACCUCUCGCCCACCCAACCCCCUCAACAAACACACCUUAUAGACAUUGUUUGCACUUCCUCUUUGGACUACAUCUGUACUGCAUCCCCAAGUACCUCCCACUCCCCUCCAGCUGUGCAGAAACCCCUCCCGAAGCGGUUAAAACCUACAUACCGACGCGAUUUGGCAACCUAAUUACAUGUUAAUGGUGCAUACCCGGUAUGUUUUGGCAGGAAAUACCUUGACUUGAAAAGUGACUUUGCAAAUCAACUUUUCUACCUGAUGUCUACAACGUUUUCUUAGGUCUCGUUCUGUAGGCGUUCUACCCUGAGAUGCUGACUUACCACACUGACUGUCUCUUCUAGUCUAUGCCAGGUUAGCUGCAGGUGACCCCAGGGAGCAGGAGCUUAGGGACCGAUGAGCUCCACAACACAAGCUGGUUUUUAACUCAGGGGUUGGCCCAGGCCCCAUCGACGUCUCUCACUCUCGCUCUCUCUGUCUCUCUUACAGUUUCAGUUCUUUCCUGCGGUCGCUAUGAAACUGUUAACAAAAUGGUGUUUUCUAAAUUUAAUAAACAUGGUUUUAAAAGUAAGAAAA